This is a messenger RNA of Funneliformis caledonium, 1047 nucleotides long. The record is from the annotation of a GenBank genome assembly. NCBI's taxonomy places the organism in Eukaryota, Fungi, Glomeromycota, Glomeromycetes, Glomerales, Glomeraceae.
AUGGGAGAUGAAAAUGUUACCAAUGAGAAGUUCGAAAUUGAUGUAAAUCGAGAAUUUUUCUCAACCAAUGAAAGAAUUCCUAGUGAAGGAAUUAAAGAACAAUCUUCCAAUGAAUUGUAUUCUACUCAAGGAAUCAAUUUAAAAGAGUUAUCAUCUCAAGAAGGUUAUUUCAAGGAAGAAUCAUUCAACGAAGAUACUUUCAAAGAGGAAUCCUCUCAGGAAUCUUCCAAUGAUGACAUCAUCCAAGAAUUUUCUUUCGAGGAAGAGCUCUUUCGAGAGAAAUCAACUAAAGAAGAGGGAUCCAGUAUACGAUCAAGUACAAUUUUCCCUUCAUCCCGUUCUUCUUCGCUUUAUAUGGCAGAGUUCGUGCAAACAUCUUGUGAAAGCAUAAACUCUAGCAUCAAUGAAACAUUGUCACCAUUGAAAACUUCCAAUUUAAGAUGUAUUAAUAUUGAUACUAAAAAUAAUAGUAUGAGUGAAAAAAGUUCGAAUAUUUUUGAGAUAUUACAAGAAAUUAAACCGGAUAGUUUUCAUUUUAGGGCGAGAUCAUCGUCAUUGUUGUCAUCAUCAUUUAAUCAUAAUCCGUUGUUUCGUCCUCAUCGUCAUUCCUCUUAUACUCCCCCAAGACGUUAUUCCGAUUUCAGAAGAUAUUCUUUACCUGAUUAUUACAAUUUUCCUACAAGUUUAAAAUUACCUCGUUUAAUAACAAAUGAUUCCAUUCAUGAGCAAAAUACGAGCAACUCGGUAAGUGGUAAUAAUAAUAAUAACGAACCUCUUGCUAAUCAUAAUAUUAUUACCGAUUUGGUUGAAGAAAAUAAUGAAAGAAUAUUGUAUGGUAAAUAUUUCUUUUGGUUUGGGUUUUUAUUUAUGCCGGUUUGGUGGUUAGGCAGUUUUUACUUACCUAAACCCACCAUUCCCGAAGAUUACAAGUGGAGAAAAUGUUGUAGAAAAGCAAGUAUCUGGGGUUUUGUUGCUUUAGUCAUCAUUGGCAUUUUCGCAAUUAUAGUUGAUCAAUGGUUUAAAUUAAAUCUAUUAAAUCUGGUUUAA